Molecule: messenger RNA, 7516 nt
Organism: Ochlerotatus camptorhynchus
Lineage: Eukaryota; Metazoa; Arthropoda; Insecta; Diptera; Culicidae
Exons: 2
Coding region: 4589-7387 (932 amino acids)
Biological process (GO): telomere maintenance; DNA repair
Molecular function (GO): DNA helicase activity
Source: RefSeq, a predicted model, not a curated record
GAGAGUGAUAAUUCACGAUUAUUUCUUAGUUUCAAAAGAAUAAAUUGGUAAACAACAUGAGUAAACUUGUUGUUUGCAUUGCGAUAGUGUUGUGCAGGCCGUUUUGUAUAUUUGCAGCAGUAAAAAAGUGUUAUUGCUGAUUUUAAAUAUUAUAAAUAAGGACACAGUGAUUACUCGAUUUUAUCACCCCCUCUGCGCAUCAUACUUAUAACUCUCAGUGAUAACAUAUAACCGUAAUUUUAAAAACUUUCUUAUUCUUCUUAAAGAUGGAUGUUUAAGGUGCACUUUGGUGCAAUUACACGACUGGACAAGCGCAUGGUUUUAAAUGAUUUUCAAAAAACGGGGCUGAUUAAAUCUAAUUAUUACUGUACACAUCAACUGAUUCAAACAUAAGCUUUUGCAUAAGCUAACACCCUGCAAAUAAUCGAGAAAUGAUCUCAAUUCCUUAACUCUGUUACACGGAAAUUCUCUGGGGUCUGUCCAAUGUGAGACAUUUUCAUGUUUCUUUUUAUUUCCAAUAUGAACAUAGCAUUUUUCGUUGUCAAAUCAUAAACGAAUCGUAUAUAUGUGAGUAAUUGCAAUGUAUACCGGAUAUUCUAGGAUCUACAAAUCAUCCUAGAGUUCAGUUUAUUUGUUCUACUAUAUCAACCAAGACUGUAAUAUAAUGUCUGUAGUAUCGAAAUAUGUCCAAGCAGAUUCAAAGUGUCUGAUUGUACCUGACCUAUUGCAACGUAUACAAGAUGUUAUAGGUUCUGAAAUCAUAUUGGAGAUCAGAAUAUUUUUCUACUAAAUCACCCAAGACUAAUUGACUAUUUUGUUCGACAAUUUUCCACAGAGAUGGCGCUGUUCCGCUGGUAGGAAGUGAUUAAAAUCCCCAUAUAGAAAUUGAGAGAAGUGGGAAUAAUUCGCUUUCGGUGCAUAUUCAGGUCAAAAAAAGUGAACGACAACCUAAAGAAAUUUAUUAGAGAAUUUGCCGUUCAGUUUUUUCCCGGAAAUUAUAGUUAAUCAAGCUACAAUUAAUUAAAAAUGAUUUUUCCCCAUACAAUUUUACCCGCUUUACUACCAGUCUCCAGAGAGCCAAAAAAUUCAAAUUUGCCAUGCUGGAGGCGACUGUGUCUAUACAUUUUUCGGGUUGGAAAAUUUCUCUACUUCCUUGGGCAUAGGAUGGUACAGGCAUAUAAAGCUCUCAAUUAAAAUGUGAAAGUACUUCAAAGAUUACUAAGUUGAAAGCUGACAAAAAUCUAAUAUGCUAUAAGCCAAUAAGCUUGAAAUGCCAUGUAGUAGUAUACAAAUGGUAGUUUUAGGCAAUGAAAACAGUUUUUGUUGUCGCGGAUUAGUAUUUGAAGUCGUGGAUUUAUUUUGAGAAAUCGCGGAUUUCGCGGAUCAAAUUUAGAAAAUCUUGUAACAGCCCUGCAAUUAUUUAAACCACCUUUAAGUUAAAAUUAAAACCAUUAGGCUGCAUAGCCACCAGUCAUAUAAAAUAAUUAUAAUAGUUAUGGUGGUUGGUUGGUGGAUGGUUUUUUUAAUUGUAUGGUAUAUUUAUGAACAAUUCAUUACCUUUUGAUUGAAGGUUUCGAUUAUAUAUUGGAUACAUUAUCAUGUGUUCAGGAUGCAUAACAGGCUGUACAAAACAAGAUAAACUUGUGCCUUUAAAGUAUGAUAUUUAAUUUAAUAUUACCAAACCAAGCAGCUCAAUAUCUAUUCCACUAGUAGCUCAAUACAAGAUCAAUUUAUUAUAUGCUAUAAAGUUACACGAUGUGAAAUCUAUAUAAUAGAUUUUUAUUUUGUUAAUUAUUGUGGACUGAGUAUUUAUCUUCAAGAAAAGCAGUUUUAUAUUUUGGCAUCGGUUCCUGUUCCACAUUUUUUCCUUAUAUACCCUCGAUUCACAUAGUGAGUGUUGCAACUGUCAAUGUUAUUCUGUGGUAAAUUAUGUUCAAAAGUAAUGUUCUCAUCGCGUCUUCUUUGGCAAGAAUUCAACACCACCCGCGUUAUUCCGGUGCAAAACUCAUCACGUCCUGCUCAAGAAGAACCAAACGUCGAUAGUGUUACUGUGACACAUGAUGCAUUUCGUGAUUCUAAAAUUCCCUCGCCGUGUCCCACGCAAGAAGAAGUCAACGAUGGGAUCUUGGAUGAAAACGUUUGCGAUGGUGUCCAUGAUGAUAUGAUUAUUUCGCUGCGUUCGACUCAAGGAGAACCCAAUUUCGAUCGUGCUGACCGGGAGUUCAAGAAACGUUUUAUGGAAAACGAUUUCGGUUAUGCAUGUGACGUGUGUGCAAGAAUUUGGUUUAGGAAUGAUCUGAAGCCAAUAACUACUGCCGAUGCUACCGUUUUGCUGGUGACGAACUAUUUUGAAACUGUGGAAGGAUUCUUAGCAUGUCUAACUUGCCGAAGCAGCCUGAAACGUGGAUCGAUUCCUACUUUAUCGCAAACGAACGGCUUUACAUAUCCCAACUUUCCGUCAAAUCUGCCUCCACUAGAUCCGUUGACCACGAGACUGGUUUCACCGAGAGUCAAUUUCAUGCAACUUCGCCGUUUGCGUCAUGCAGCAGGUUUGUAGAAUGACGUUUAGUUAAUCUUUCAUUGAUAAACUCAAUUUAUUUUUGUGAAACAGGUAGUUUGAAGAUUAUUGGCCAGAUAAUCAAUGUUCCAGUGGAUGUGAACCAGAUGGUGAGUGAGCUUCCCCGUCAGCUGGAUGAUGAUUAUGCGUUCAAUGUGUGUAUCAAGAAACACAUGAUCCAUAAGUCUAGUUAUCUGUCCGGAUACGUAAAGAAAGGAACAGUUAAGGCAUGGCUGAACUUCCUUGUCAACACACCGUUGUACAGACGAAACGGCAUUGUUUUCAACGAAGAUAAUUUGACGUCUAUCGGACCAGCACAGCAACCUGCUACAUCCCCGGUUGUGAGAGCUUCGAUUGAACUAGAGGCAAUUGACGCGUCGAACGAGGUUGAGCUGCUCAUUGGCCAACAGCAUACGCUUUUGUGGAAUGAGGACAAGUGUCUCGAAAUCGCGCCGGGACAAAAUCGAACACCGCUAUCCAUCAUUUACGAUGAGUUUGCUGAGGAGUUGUCUUUCCCAGAUAUUUACCUGGGUCAUCCAAGAACCUUCAAUCCUGAAGUUCACGUAACACCAUUUAUGAUGGCUACCAGCGAAAUAAGACGCCGUGAUCGACGAGGGGCAAAACCCGACCAUGUUCUGUACAUGGCGAUGAAGAUAAUGCGUUUGCGAGUUUCUGAAGGUUUGAGAAACACUUUCAAAUGCAUGGGUACAGCCAAUAUUACGCGAGCCCAGUUGCAAGAUAGAGAAUUUCUGGAGACAUGCAUCGAGCGUAACCUGUCGUUCCUUAAAUCCAUCCCUAACUCGAUGCAGUACUGGCAGCAAAGAAAACGUGAUGUUUUUGCAAUGAUCCGUCAGUUGGGGAAGCCAACUAUGUUUCUCACAUUAAGCGCAAGUGAAAUUCGAUGGCCACAUUUGCUAGCCAUACUGCACAAACUAUCGGGAAGGUGCAAUAAUGCUGGUGUUGUAGAUUUCAUGCAACAAUUAACUGCAUUACAACGGGCUACGCUUGUAAGCGAAGAUCCUGUAACAUGCUGCGCAUACUUCCAUAAAUUGGUCAAUGUGAUUAUACAGCUGCUUUCGUCUACAAGAUACAGCCCGUUUGGGAAAUACUAUGUUGUUGAUUACUUUAAACGCAUAGAGUUCCAACAUCGCGGAAGUCCCCACGCUCACAUUCUUCUCUGGUUGGCUAACGAUCCUCGUGAAGACAUGUCGGAGAAUAUGCCUGCGACUGUUGAUCUGAUCGAUUUCCUCUGCUCCGUUAGUGUUGAAGACUUACCUGAGACUUAUGGCAAUCAGGUACAUGAAGAUUACAUAUAUUUCGACGAGUGAUUACAAUUGAAUUUCAAUACUUCUAGGUUCAUAAGCAUACGUUUACUUGCUUCAAACGUAAUGAUAAGCGAUGCCGGUUCAAUAUACCAUACUGGCCGAUGGAUCAGACUAGAAUAUUAAUCCCAAUUGCGGCAGGUGAUGGCCGCCUCGACCAGUUGAGCAGACUAGCUAUCAAAAUGCGAGAAACUCUUGAAUCAAAGGUUUUCGAAAACCUAGAAGCGUUCCUUGUGGAAUGCAACUGCACUUACGAGUAUUACCUCGAUGUGAUCCGUUCAUCCAUUCGCCGACCCACAGUUAUGCUGAAACGUUUAAUGACGCAACUCUGGACCAAUCCUUUCAACCCUUGGAUCGCGAAGAUCCUCCGCUCCAACAUGGAUUUGCAGUUUAUCUUAGAAGAGUUCUCAUGUGCUGCUUAUGUCGUAGAAUAUGUGAAUAAAACGAACAGGGGCAUAAGCAGUUUACACCGUGAACUAAUAAAACUUCAAGAAGAGCAUCCAGACCAGGACUAUAAUGGAUUGCUGAAGAAGGUCAGCAUUAAAAUGCUUAACAGCGUUGAAAUGUCUGCCCAGGAAGCUGCAUGGUAUUUGCUUCGGCAACCGAUGUCGGAAGCUAGCCGUAAGGUACUGAUUUGUAGAUGAAAAAUUGUAUCAGUUGAGCAUAAUUAUCAUUUGUCGUAAUCUUAUAGGUGGAAUUCAUUCCAACAAUGUGGCCACAUGAGCGCAUUAAAUCCAGGAAACGGACGAAGCAAAUGGAUGAAGAAGGACUUGAAGAUGAUUCCACCGAUGUUUGGACCCUCAACAUGAUUCAACGAUAUGAGUCGCGUGUAGGGAUGGACGAAGUAUGUUUGGCGGAUUUUGCUGCACACUAUACGGAGGAAAGGAGCACGAUGAAUUUGUACAAGCCGCGAAGCUUACCUCGUGUAUUGCGUUGGUGCUCAUACAACAUGUCGGAACUGGUCGAGUACAAACGGGAGAUGGUACUGCUCUUCUUGCCAUUCAGGAAUGAAGUCUGCGAUAUACUCGAUAGAAAUAAGUUUCUUAAGUUGUAUGAAGACAACGAGACUGCCAUUCUCGCCAAACACAAAGAGUAUGACUGCGAGAUGAACCUGGAUCAGGUCGUGGAGGAAUAUCUUCGUCUUUCUAGUGUAGAUGACGAGCAGACGGAGGUUGCUAGCAAGAAGCGCGAUGAAUUCGUCCGCAUAAUCAGCAUGGAGCCAAAUGACGAUGACAUUCAUAACUUGCCCACUGGACCCUUGGCGGCAGUUGUCAAACAGCGCUCCAACGUUAUGUCGAAGCAGGAGUAUUGUGAGAUGGUACGUGCUACAAAUGCGGAGCAGCGUGAUUUGAUCCUGCAAGUCAUCCACAGCUUACACACCUUCGAUGAUAACAGCAAACCAUUGCAAAUUUUCUUCACUGGCCCGGCAGGCUGUGGUAAGACAUUCACAUUGCGAAUUCUUAUGGAGACAGUCAAUCGGUUCAGUCAGGCACACAACACGCAAAAUAAUGCAUAUGUAGCAUGUGCAUCGACUGGGAAGGCAGCUGUUGCGAUCGGUGGAACAACCGUUCACUCUGCGUUUCGGAUCACCAUGUCCCGCAGGCAAAGCUCAAAGCUGAGUUUUGAGGCGUUGCAACUGUAUCGCAAUGCUUUUGCAAACGUGAAAGCCAUCAUCAUCGAUGAAACCAGCAUGCUUGGUGCUAAUGUUCUCAACACCGUACACGUCCGGCUCCAGGAAAUCACAGGGAACUAUGAUGAUCCAUUCGGUGGAAUGCGAAUUGUAUUUUGCGGUGAUCUUCGGCAGUUACCUCCAGUGAAUGCACGGCCAGUAUUCAAACCAAGUGCGAAUUCAAUGCACGGUGCCGUUUUAUGGCAAUCCCUCGAUUUCUACCCAUUGGUUCAGGUUAUGCGGCAAACAAACGUACAGUUUUCUACAAUCCUUACCAAAAUCGGUAACGGCGAACAGUUGUCCCCGGAAGAAAUCAGCCUAAUCGAAAGCAGAUUCCGUACACCAGAGUGGUGUCAGCAGCAUGUACCGCGUGCAAUUCGCUUAUUCCAUCGAAAUGUCGACGUGGAAUGCUACAAUUCCGUCGCAUUGAUCGAUCGAGAGACAAUCGAAUGUACGGCAGAUGAUGUAUAUUCAGGGUAUAAGGACAAUCCCCAGCUGGCAAGUGCUCGAACAAAGGUGCAUAAGAUGAGCGUAGUGGAGACUGGUUGCCUGCCCUAUUUACUGCGGCUUGCGGUGGGUACACCGUACAUGUUAACCACCAAUGUCGAUGUUGAAGAUGGAAUCGUCAAUGGCGCGAUUGGGGAGCUUAUGUUUGUCGAGCGUAACGAAGAUGAUCCUCUGCAGCAGAUCAUGAGGCUUUGGAUGAUGUUCGAGAAUAACUCCAUUGGGAAGACGUUGAGAGUGAAGGCCAGACCGAUGGUGUACUCAAAGCCCGGUGUUUUAAAAUCUGAGUGGACCCCCAUCGCCAGGAGAUCAGCAAACAUCAGCCUUAACGGUGGAGUUAAGUGCAAGAGAAUUCAAUUUCCGGUGGUGAGUGCAUGUGCCCUUACGGUACACAAGUCCCAAGGAGGCACGUUUGCAGAAGUUGUUUAUAAUUAUGAGAAAAGCCAGGAGCAACAACUGGUUUACGUUGGCCUUUCCAGGGUUACUUCCAUCGAAGGACUAUACUUGACGAACUCUAGCAAUGUUUUCAAGUUCCACCACGGAAAAAGCGCUACAACGCCGAGAAUUCGCGAUCUUCGAACAGAGCUUGAGCGUUUGAGCAAUCACCGUUUGCGCACCAUCGGAGAGGAUGUCAUGGAAGCCAUAAUGUUAAAGAGAUCAGCUUGUAUGCUGAUGAGUAUAAAUGUACAAAGCCUGAAUGCACACGCAUCAGAUAUUGCAACAGAUCGUGUUCUCUCCACCGUUGAUUUGCUUGCGUUGAGUGAAACUUGGCAAGACAACUGCACAAGCACAUCUAUAGCUGGAUUCGACUGCAUCACUCAAGAAAAACGUGACGGUACAAGAGCUGGAGGGGUAGCCAUCUUUCAGAACACUGCUGCAUCUACUAUGGCCGUUUCUCACGUCAUUGAUAAACUCAGUGCCAGCUACGAUGAGCUGUUGGAUGGAGCAGACGAGUACGGUGACAUCUGCGCUGUAGAAAUUUCAGUCAUGGGAGCUCGUACGAUGCUGUUUUCGUUGUAUAUUUCACCAGGUACUACUCUUAAGCAAAAGAAAUAUUUCUUAGCGCGUAACCUGGUAAUGUACAAUCGUGUCACAAUGCCCAUUGUUAUAACUGGGGAUUUCAACGUCGAUGUGUCGAAGCCUGAAAACUUUGAGUUUAUCGACUUCAUGAAAACGUACCUUUAUCUCGAUUUAGCCUCAGAUCGAAGUCAAGCCACUACUUUCGGUGGGUCGUGUCUAGAUCUUACCUUCAUUCGGAGCAUUCGGGUAGAAUGUAUAAGAUACUGUGCGUAUUUUUCAUACCACAGACCGAUACUCUCAGUGCUUGAGAUUUAACCACAGUAAGUGCAUUUUUAUAAACUGUGAUUCACCAUUACCAUAUAGCUAUUUCUUCCAGGACACGAAAGCGAUAACCACAUUUUUAUCAUUCCACAGUACAACCAAAAUCAAUAAUUUGGUAAAUAU